Molecule: messenger RNA, 1560 nt
Organism: Sphaeramia orbicularis (orbiculate cardinalfish)
Lineage: Eukaryota; Metazoa; Chordata; Actinopteri; Kurtiformes; Apogonidae
Gene: gtf2h3
Product: general transcription factor IIH, polypeptide 3
Exons: 13
Coding region: 213-1115 (300 amino acids)
Biological process (GO): regulation of DNA-templated transcription; nucleotide-excision repair
Cellular component (GO): transcription factor TFIIH core complex; transcription factor TFIIH holo complex
Source: RefSeq, a predicted model, not a curated record
UUCAAUGUAGUGUAGAAUUUAGCGGAGUUUGUCUGAACUGUGUGUGUUUAUGAUUAUUUUGAACAUAUUACUUAUCCAUACAUUGUCAAAAUUGCCACACCUCUUACUUUGCUUCCUUAGUGUGAUGUUACAGACCAAACAUGCACUAACAGAGGCUGAAAACUACGGGAUAGUUGUUAUAGUUCUCCGUUGCAUACAAACAUCCUGCAGCGAUGGCAUCAGAUGAUGACACCAAUCUGCUUGUCAUCGUUGUGGAUGUUAAUCCAAUAUGGUGGGGGCAGCAAGCUCAGCGUGAGCCUCAGUUCACCCUGUCCAAGUGUCUGGAUGCUGUCAUGGUGAUGGGAAACUCCCAUAUGGCCAUGACCAGGACUAACAAGCUGGCUGUAAUUGCAAGCCAUUGUCAAGAUAGUCACUUUCUGUAUCCCAGUAAGAACUGGAAAGGCGGGGAUGGCAGUGGGGAUGAUGCAUCCUCCAGUGGAGACGGGAAGUAUGAACUGCUGUCAGUCGCCAAUAACCUGAUUGCUGAAGAGAUCAGGGAAGUUAUGUCGAAAACUGAAGUCAGAGGAAAUUCAACUGAUACUAUGUUGGCGGGAUCCCUGGCCAAAGCUCUUUGCUAUAUUCAUAGAACCUCAAAAGAGUUGGAAGUGGGACAGGAGAUGAAAUCCAGAAUAUUGGUGAUAAAAGCAGCAGAUGACUGUGCACUCCAGUACAUGAACUUCAUGAAUGUGAUUUUUGCUGCUCAGAAGCAGAGCGUCCUGAUAGAUGCCUGCGUGUUAGACUCUGACUCCGGUCUCCUUCAGCAGGCUUGUGACAUAACUGGAGGAUUGUACCUGAAGAUCCCUCAGAAGGUUGCCCUGGCACAGUACCUUUUGUGGGUGUUCCUGCCUGACUCUGAACAGCGCUCACAGCUGGUGCUGCCUCCUCCUGUACAUGUGGACUACAGAGCUGCGUGUUUCUGCCAUCGUAACCUCAUUGAGAUCGGUUAUGUCUGUUCCGUUUGUCUGUCAAUAUUCUGCAACUUCAGCCCCAUCUGCACAACUUGCGAGACUGCCUUCAAAAUCCAGCUACCAACGAUGGUCAAAGCCAAAAAGAAAAAACUCAAGCCAAUGUCAUGAUGUUUUUCUACUGCAUUAGAUUUGUUAUUUCUUUUUUGAUACUGAUUAUGCCAUUUUGUUUGGUAUAGAUACACGAACUUCUGAACAGAACUUAAAGACAGGAGGUUAAGUGAACUUUAAUAAGACUGACUGUGUUUACUUGCUAGCUCAUACUUUCUGUUAACGGUUGUCCCUGUUAAACAUGAUCGAGUAUCAUAGAAUCUCAACCCUAAAAAACAUUUUGAGUUGUCAGUUACAAAAAAUGCAGAUAUGUAAUAAUACAAAACAGACACUCAUUUGGCCUGAGUGUAUUUAAGUAUAUAUAAUUAUAUCAGCAAAGAACAAAUGUAGCAGUCAGUGAUGUUGUACAACUUUUGGGCAUCUUGUCAUGUACAUUUAAAUACAAUAAACACAUUUUCAAAUGUGUUUAUAAAAUGUGAAGGUGUCAGUAUACAGUCACAAAUUU